Dunckerocampus dactyliophorus (ringed pipefish) is the source of this 1679-nucleotide messenger RNA. RefSeq names its product E3 ubiquitin-protein ligase RNF126-like. Gene Ontology annotation, cellular component: cytoplasm. The record is from RefSeq and is a predicted model, not a curated record. Lineage: Eukaryota; Metazoa; Chordata; Actinopteri; Syngnathiformes; Syngnathidae. The transcript has 9 exons. Gene Ontology annotation, molecular function: ubiquitin protein ligase activity. Gene Ontology annotation, biological process: protein ubiquitination. Bases 74 to 1015 code for a protein of 313 amino acids.
UCGCGAUUUUUGGAAUUGAGAAGCGGCCAGCUAGCCCAGAGGUUAACGACAUGAUACCUGUGUGUCUGUAGAAAUGGCUGAAUCUUCCUCACCUUCCUGCCGGUUUUUCUGCCACCGGUGUGCAGCAGAAAUCAGCCCGCGUUUACCGGACUUCACCUGUCCACACUGUGAGUCAGGAUUCAUUGAGGAGUUGCCAGAUGAAACAAGAAAUGAAGAUAACUCUCCAUCUGCUUCCUCUACAAGUGAUCAGACACGGACAACCUUUGAGAAUGUGGAUCACCACCAGCACUUGUUCACCUUUCCCUCUGGGUACAGUCCAUUCACUGUUGGGAUUUUCAAUGACAACUUUGAAGUCAGAACUUGGCUACCCACAGAAGAUAACAACCAAGAGACGGAAAUGCGGCCAGAUCAAGAAACGGCGUCACUGCAACGAAACAGCGCCCAGCCGUCGCGGGGUCGACACGUGCCUUGGCGGCAGGGUACACGCCACGAGGGAGUUCCCACGUUGGAGGGAAUUAUCCAGCAGCUAGUUAAUGGAAUCAUAGCACCAACAGCCAUACCGAAUAUUGGAAUGGCACCAUGGGGUAUGCUUCAUUCUAACCCAAUGGACUAUGCCUGGGGUGCCAAUGGCCUGGAUGCCAUCGUAACGCAGCUACUGAAUCAGUUUGAAAACACGGGUCCUCCUCCUGCAGAUACAGAAAGGAUAAAAAGUUUGCCCACCAUCUCCGUCACAGAGGAACAUGUGGGUGCUGGUUUAGAGUGUCCUGUGUGCAAAGAAGACUACAGUGUCGGGGAAAGGGUCAGACAGCUGCCAUGCAAUCAUUUGUUUCACAAUGACUGUAUAGUACCAUGGCUGGAACAGCAUGAUACGUGCCCCGUGUGCAGGAAGAGUCUUAAUGGGCUGAACACAGCCACAAACCCACCAGGUUUAUCAGGGAUGAACUUCUCUCCCUCUUCGUCGUCCUCUUCCUCUUCUGCCUCAUCUACCAAUGAGAAUGCCACUAACAAUUCAUAGAUUCCCACCUAAACUCCAUAUCUGGAAACAUUGCAAUGAGACUCAUAAGUGUUUUCUACAGUGGGCACAUGCACAGCUGCCAGUCUUAAUUCUAAGGGACGCAUGAGAGCUCCUUGCAGACUUCUUAGUCCUCAUUCCUGACCUGCUGCUGGGUCCAUCUCCUCCUCUUCCAGCUGCUGCAGUUGAACUGAGGACACUUAUACACAAGGUACCACUGGAGGAUCCACAACAAUAAAAGUAGGAUCCGCCACAAGGUUAGGAGGACACAUUUUCUAUUUAAAAGUCAAAAUGCUCUUUUUAAACGUCGCCUGUGGUGGUGCAGAUGCGUAGAUAUCUAGUUCAUAUCUCAUGAAUGCUGAACCACUGCACAGCAAAUGUAUCCAAUUUUGUAUAUGCUUCUGACUUUUAUUUGCACUUGUUUUUAAAAUUUGCACAGUAUUUUAUAUUUUUGUGAGCGUGUUGGUUGAACUGAUUUUUUGUAGUCAUUUAAUUAGUUCUUCAUGUGUGUCUGGUGCAAUUUGGAUGAUGAGUUUAGGAGGUUUAUGCUGCAUUUGUAAUUGUAGUGUUAAAUUUUUUUUUCACAAUCUUACUAUUUAUUAAUCUUAGACCACAAGUAUGGACAACAAUAAAACUUGGCAAAGAACAUGUAAUAUUCUUACUUCUA